UCUGACUCUCUCCAUUGGAAAAUUUAGAAGUCCUUGGUUGGUAUGAAAAAUCCCCCCCGUUCCAAUCCAAUGCAAUGUCUUCCACGAUUCCCCAUGGUCAACCAUUGAAAUCCCAUCCAUCAUCAUCAGCAACACAACAAACAGCAAGAAGCAGGAGGAGCAGCAGCAACGACAAUAACACAUAGGUGCAUAAUCAUACGCGUCUGGAAUUCUGGGAGUGAUUUUGUAUGGGGAGGGUUUUGGUAGUCAUUCUCUUUCUGGGUUUUGUCGUAUGAGUAUUUUAUUGGUGGGUUGUUGGAGAUAUGAGAGUUGUUGAAGAGAAUUAUGCGAACGCUUUGUGACGCCUGCGAAAGCGCCGCCGCCGUCGUGUUUUGCGCCGCCGAUGAGGCUGCUCUCUGCCGUUCCUGUGAUGAUAAGGUCCACUUGUGUAAUAAGCUUGCUAGUCGACAUGUGCGUGUGGGUCUAGCUGCCCCCAGUGAUAUCCCUCGCUGUGACAUAUGUGAAAAUGCACCCGCUUUCUUUUACUGUGAGAUAGAUGGAACUUCACUCUGUUUGCAAUGCGAUAUGGUUGUUCAUGUUGGAGGUAAAAGAAUGCAUGGAAGAUAUCUGCUGUUCAGGCAGAGAGUUGAGUUUCCUGGGGAUAAACCUGGUCAGCUUGAUGACCCAGCUUUUCAACGGACAGAUCCGGGUGUGGGAGAGAAUCAACAGAAUCACAGGGCCUCACCUGUUCCAGAUAAUGGUGCAAUUGAUGAGCAUGCCAAAUUUGAUACCAAAAUGAUUGAUUUGAACAUGAAGCCUCAACGAAUACAUGGACGACCUAAUGAUCAGUGAUGAUGAAACCUGGAAGCAUGAUUCCCAAAAGGAGAGCGACGUUCAUCUAGACCCGUUUUCCUGCCAGAAUGUUUUGGUGUUUUUGCUCUCUCCAUUCUCUGCUGUGCUUAUUGAAGCUUGAAGAAUGUGUUUGUUUGGUAACACAGCGCAAUAGUUAGAAUAGUAGGAUAAUAGUCAUACCCUUACAUCCAAAGAAAUAGAAUGUAAAUCUUUUGAUUGAAUUAUUGCAUGGUGAGCGUUUCAGAACUGUACCAUGUCCUUGUAUAGCUUAGAGCCCCUGUUAACAGUGGGCAUCAUAAGCAGUAAUUGUUUUGAGUGGGAAUCUUACAUAGAAGUUUCUGAGUC
This is a messenger RNA of Tripterygium wilfordii, 1176 nucleotides long. Its product is annotated as B-box zinc finger protein 19-like. Gene Ontology annotation, molecular function: zinc ion binding. Gene Ontology annotation, cellular component: nucleus. Bases 325 to 831 code for a protein of 168 amino acids. Lineage: Eukaryota; Viridiplantae; Streptophyta; Magnoliopsida; Celastrales; Celastraceae. Gene Ontology annotation, biological process: regulation of DNA-templated transcription; photomorphogenesis. The record is from RefSeq and is a predicted model, not a curated record. The transcript has 5 exons.